Molecule: messenger RNA, 921 nt
Organism: Suncus etruscus (white-toothed pygmy shrew)
Lineage: Eukaryota; Metazoa; Chordata; Mammalia; Eulipotyphla; Soricidae
Product: olfactory receptor 2A5-like
Exons: 1
Coding region: 1-921 (306 amino acids)
Biological process (GO): G protein-coupled receptor signaling pathway
Cellular component (GO): membrane
Molecular function (GO): olfactory receptor activity; G protein-coupled receptor activity
Source: RefSeq, a predicted model, not a curated record
AUGAGGGAGAAUCAGACAUGGGUUACAGAAUUUAUUCUAUUGGGAUUCCAACUCCGUCCAGAGAUGCACUUGCUUCUCUUUGGGUUUGUCUCCCUGUGCUAUACUUUAACGCUUUUGGGGAAUGGGACCAUCUUGGGGCUCAUCUGGCUGGACUCUCGCCUGCACACUCCCAUGUACUUCUUCCUCUCACACCUGGCUAUUGUGGACAUAGCCUAUGCCUGCAACACUGUGCCCCAGAUGCUGUCAACAAGAAAAACAAUUUCCUUUAUCUCAUGCAUAAUGCAGAAUUUUCUUUAUAUGACUCUUGGUGAUGCUGAGUGCCUUCUCCUGCUCAUAAUGUCCUAUGACCGAUAUGUGGCCAUUUGCCACCCCCUCCAUUACUCAAUCAUGAUGAACUGGAAAGUAUGUACUGUUCUGGCUGCCUUUUCCUGGGUGUUUGCUUCCAUCCUCUCUCUUACUCACAUUUUUCUUCUUCUGAGGCUUCCGUUCUGUGGGCCUCAUGAAAUCAACCAGUUCUUCUGUGAAAUGUUGGCUGUCCUCAAGCUGGCCUGUGCUGACACUUGGCUCAACCAAGUGGUUAUUUUUGCAGUCUGUGUCUUUAUCCUGGUGGGGCCCCUUAGCGUGGUGCUGGUGUCUUACACACGCAUCUUGAUUACCAUCUUUAGAAUACAGUCAGGAGAGGGCCGGAGAAAGGCGUUUUCCACCUGUUCCUCCCACCUCUGUGUGGUUGGGCUCUUCUUUGGUAGUGCUAUAGUUGUGUAUGUGGCCCCCAAAUCCAGCCACCCUGAGGAACAGCAAAAGAUCCUUUCCCUGUAUUACAGUCUCUUCAAUCCUGUACUGAAUCCUCUUAUCUACAGCCUGAGGAAUGCUGAGGUAAAGGGGGCUCUGAGGAGAGUUCUGUGGAAGCAGAGACUGAUCUGA